GUUCCGCGUUAAAGCCUUCAGGUACAGGGUGUGAAGCAGUUAGGCGGAAAACCCCAAGACAUGGGACGCCUUUCUGUAGCUUAAACUGCUAAACAUGGACGCUUUAGACGGUUGAAGAUGACAUAAAAUAAAAAGCAGUCGGAAUAUGGUCAAUAUGGGCGUGUGUUGUCGGAGCCUGAAGGAUGCCAAGGUCCUGAUGAAGAUGGGUUUGGGUCUGGUGCUGGUGGGUCACGUGACCUUCCUGUUGGGGGCGCUGGUGCUCGGCACCGUGCUGCGAGACGUCAAAGUGAACGCUCAGACCGCCACCAUCGAGUACGCCAUCUCCAACAUCAUCGCCCUCGUCGCCGGCCUGGUGGCGGUUAUGGGUGGGAUAUCGGCCAUCACGCUUUCUAAAAACAUGAAGAACCAGCCCUUGAAAUGGUGGUUAUUGGUGGUGAGCAUCAUGACCUGCGUUUUUGGCGCAGCCUCUGCCAUCAGCGUCUCAGUCUCCAUGGUUACGGCCAUCCACAACGACGGCUCGAGCCUGCUGAAGCAGUGCAAGCUGAACGGCACCGUCAACACCUACAGCAUCACCCACGAGUGUCCCUUCGACCCCACGCGCAUUUACGGGACGACGCUGACCCUGUGGGUGCUGCUCAUCCUCAUGUCGGUGGUGGAGGUGGUGUUUUCGGCUCGCUGUUUUGCAGCCUGCAUCGACUUCCUGUACCUUCCGUGUCCCUGGAGGAAGAGACCGAAAAAAUCCAGGGUGCGUAUCCGGGUGCCGAAGAACUCCGCCCCGCCGUCUCCCGUCAGCUCCCCGGUCGAGGAGUAUCCUGCAGAGCGGCACGACCUCCUGAACACCGCCUCGCCCACUGAGGAAAACAGCUGGCUGUGAGCUCGAGCGCCGCCUCACCUUCCCCCAGUCACCUUCCCCCAGUCACACACACAGGUUCUGAGAUCAGCUCCCACUUCCUGUGUGCGUACAAUAAGGGUCAAAAGUCUCAGUCCAGCAUCAUGAACUGCUUUUAUUUCAUUAUUUAGACCAAUCAGAAUCCAGAAUUCAACAGUGCUGUGGCGUAGAGCUGUGCGCAGCUGUGUGUUAGGAGUGUAAACGCUACAGCUUGAAUAAAACAUACAGAAACUAAUUUGGAUUAUAUGAUACUGGAAUGGAUUUUAAUUUCUAAAUUUCUCUAACAGCUAAAAAUGAAGAAUGAAGUAAAGUAUGAAAUAUAUUGAGUUCAUGGUGGUGGACUUUUGGACUCUGUUGAAACAGACUUUGUGAGGGGGUAAAAAAAAUAUGGCGUCUUCACGUGAGGCUUUUUUUUUUUUUUUUUUUUUUUUUUUUUUUUUUUUUUAAAUAUCUAUACCUGAGCCUUAAAUUUACAAUGCUGAUGUGAAAUCAGCUCCAGCUGCCACUAUAGAAGCCAAAAAGCUGUUUUUAGAUCAGCUGUCUUUCUCUAGAAAGGUCAAUACAACUAAAUUAUUUUACUGUGAAACAUCGAGAGCAGUCGCUUCAUCUGAGAGCACAAUUAGUCCUCAAAGCUCGUGUCAUUUCCAACAUCAGAUUCAUUUGUACUGUUGUAAUAUAUGUUGUUUGUGUAGAAGAACACAAAAGAAAGUAUGCUACUGCAUUGUUUCACUUUUCUUUUGUUUUCCGCCAUUUUCUCUUGGUCAGUUUCAGGUGGGCGGAGCUAUAUUGGGCUCUCGCUGUUGUAGGAAGUAUAGUGACUCCUUCAUUGCUUACGCAGCCUCUUUGAUGCAUUUUUACCGAGUUAUAGUGUUUUUAGCAAAUGAGUGGAUGGUAAAGCUCAACAGCACACACACACACACACACACACACCAGUCUUAUACUGCCCCAGAAAUAUUCCUAAAAUGCACCGGAUAUGUUUUAACUCUCAACUCGUGUCACAAACAACACACUUUGACCCGCUUUUCUAGCACUACAGUGUUGACGAGUUUGCGUUUACGUUGCCAUUGACCUCAUGAUCAUCAGACCUCAUGAUCAUCAGACCUCAUGAUCAGAUUCAUGAUCAAUGUGCCAUUUGUGUUCCUCUGAUAUUACUUUUACAAAUACGUAUGUAGACUACAAACAAUCUGUGUGAAUGUUUCAGAUAAAUAGCAGGCACCAAAUUUGAAUUAAUGUAGUGUUUAAAUGUAAUUAUAAUUUAAAUAGAAUUCUAAAUCCUUGUUCAAUAUGAUUCUCACUGCAGACUGUUGUACGUUUCAUCAACAAAUGCUGCCAAGUUUCGCCUAAUAAGUACGUACGUAAGUAGAUUUUAUUUCUAGAGCAUGUUUAAACACAGCUUACACUGACCAAAGUGCUGUAGAAAGGACAUAAAAACAUAUUAAAAAAUCAAAUAAAAUAUCAAAUAAAUAAAUAAAAUAAUAACAAAUAAAUAUAAUAAAUAAAUUUGGUGAAAAUAUCAAAUAAAUAAGCAUAUAAAAAUACAUAGAGAGACAUAUACCAGUGAUACUGACACACAGUAACAGCAACAACGACAGGCAACAGCAGAGGAUCAGCACAGAGUUACAGACAUAACGGACUGACAGACUAGUGGGCCGAGAAGGCCAGAGAAUAAAACCGUCUCUUGAUUUAAGCUUGGAUUUAAAAGCAGAAAUGGAAGGAGCACUUUGAAUGUCGAGUGGCAACCGGUUCCACAGGCGUGGAGCAGCGACUGCAAAGGCUCUGUCACCGUUCAGUUUGCGCCGUGACCGUGGGACGUGUAAGACAACUUUGCUGGCAGUUUAACAGAAAGCGGUAACUUGACUGACGUGACGGGCGACUGAUCUCACACCUCGUCCUGCAGCUCGUCCAGAUCUCCAUAUUAAUCCUCGAGGUGUUGUUCUGUCACGAUGUCACUGAUGAUGACUCGAAGCCUCGGUUAGACAUUGCUCCGAGAGUUCGGGUCGAGGUUUGUCAAGCUGUUUAGUCUGUACCAUGUCCGUGCGUAUUCAGUCUCCAAGCUCCAGUCACUUCCCGUUUAAAGAAACACAGCCACUGUGCACUUACAGUACACUAUUCUGUUGUAGAAUUAAAUAUUAUCAACAUGAUAUAAAUAUUAACAACUAAUAGCAUAGUAAACUCUACUAACACACUCAUAUAUAUCUCAUAUAUAUUAUUUAAAAUUUAAUAUCUAGGAUACAAUAAAUCUGUAAUAAAUGUUAAAGAUUUCCUUUAUCUGACAAGGCUUACAUUUUAUUUCUGUUUAAUCCUUUUCUGGUCCAAAUUUUCGCACUUACAUGCUACACAGGUCAGUAUUCUUGUGACCACAGGAAAGACUGUGCUCUCGCGUGAAAUCUCUGUUCCUGUAGUUUGGGAAUGAAAUAAGAGCGUAAACCUCUGCUAUGGAGUUGAGUGUUACUGUUUUAUAAAAAUGGAGAAAAAAAUACUUCCAUUAAAUAAGCCUUAGUGAUAUUUUACCAAUAUUCUUUUUCACCACUAGGGGUCAGUAGUGGACAUGUGAAGCCUCAAGAAGUGUCACUACAGAAAACUCUUUAAAUGAGAAUUAUAUGGUGCUGGUUGUGUCACACGGCAGUGCAGAGAGCCAAUCAGAUUGCAGCCUUAAACGUCGUGACGCUUGUAGCCGAGAAUGGAAGUGGAGAAUAGCCACACUUCUUCUUUUCGUCUUUAACUAUUCUGUUUUUGUUGUAAAUUUUAAAAAAGAAUUAUGAAGGUCUGUGAAAACUAUAGGCUAAAUCAUUUACAUAAAUUGGCUGCCACUGAGGAUCUGAUACAAAACCGUGAUGGUUUGUGAUUUAAAACACUGCCAGCUUUUUUAUACGCUUCGACCUCAGAAGAGAAGAGAACUGCAGCAGAGCCGAUAAGUUGGAUCCGCCGUCCACCAGUUGACGACUCCUGUAAUAGAUUAGCAGUGGUGUAGGGGAAAGGGAAAUGAUCACGCAUAUGGACCGUGAACAUUAGCGAGAAGAAUAGAAGGAUGUUGUAAUCGCAGUAAAAGGCGAGAGUAUUUCAUAUAAGACAGUUUUUCACACUUUGUUGUUAGUAGCAUUUCAGAACUUGCGGUGAGAUCGUGAUCAACGGCAGCACUGUAGCAUCGAACAUCUGCGGAAAUGUUCGACAAACUCGGAAAAGCUAGCCAUUUAUACGUCACAAUUUAAAGGUUCGUCCCACACACACUGGUCGCUUUUCUGCGUUUGUCAAAAUACAUUUCUCCGGACAACAUGUGAUCUGUCCAUUCAGAUAAAGACGGUGUAUCCCCACGUUUCAGGCGUUUCCAGCCAGCAGAACUGGAGUAGUCAGGUUCUUUAAAAUGCCGAAUACAGAUACGUGUCCUGCUUGUUAAAACGCUCCCCUCAUCCCGGAGAACAGCACAAAGCCGUUUCUUUGUCACCAGCACGUCGGUGGGAAAUGAGAGAAAGCUCAGGUACGGAUGAUCGCAUGAAUUAUUUGUGCAUUUAUAAACGCUGCAGUGAUUACGAGCUGUGUUUGUUGCCAUUGUUCACUAUCUCACUAGAAUGCUACUACAUUUGUAACAUAUGUGAGAAAAGGUCUAUCAGUCUAUUAAUCCAGAACAAGCCUUUUUAUUUAUUUAUUUUUUUUUUCAUCUCGCAGAUUUUCAGUGCUUUGUUACACUGCUAACAAGUUUUCAGCUACAGCUAGCUGAAGUCGUUAAAAGGCUUGAGUUUAGAUUUUGGAAAUUGUAUUAGAAAAGGUUUAAUAUGUAAAAUCCAAAACCAGAGAAAAAAAGCACUGUUCAGCAAAUCAGAUUUCCAUAAAAAAAAAAAUUUUUUUUUUGUAUGAUCUCGGUAUGAUUUCCGUUACUGCAGGAAGGAAAUUCUCUCAUUUUUAUUUUUGCUGAUAAAUAAUGUAAAUGUAUGAUAUGGAGUUAAACAUGUUACUGUUUUGUAAAAAGGAGAAAAAGGCACUUUGAUGUUAAAGAAAAAGCCAUAGUGAUAUUUUACUCUUGAUAACGGUUCAUUGUUGAUGUUUCUGUAUGACGGAGGUAAUAACUGAGGUUUUUAAUGUUCUCCUAUGUGGAUAUGAAUUAUAUUAAAAUACACACACUCUCUAGUGAUAUGUCUAUAUGCUGUUUUAAUUCAUGAUAUUGCAGGUAUCAUUUAGUUUCAUUUGAGAGGUUUAGAGCAAUAAAACCUAUCAGUCAUGUCACAAUGUUAAAUUUGACAUUCUCCAUCUGGUUAACUCCUUUGCUUUGUUUUAUUCUUUGUAUAGAAGUUUAUUUUUUGUAAACUUUGAAUGGAAAAAAACUUUUGAAAUGAAACGUCAUGGUGACUAUUGUGCAGCUGUUCUUAAGUAUCGUGAUGUAUAUCAUUUCCGUGUUAAAACAGUAUAUAUUGUGUGUAUUGCAGAAAGCUUUUUGAGCUCAGCCCUAGAUACCCAAUUGUAUUGGUUUGUCUCAUGCUUCAGUGCUUUUUGUGUUAUUAAAUUUAUAAUGUCAUGCUUUUACACUUACAUUUCCAUUACAGAAUGCUAUACUUUGUCUAUGAAAAUAAACUUUAAACCAAACUGUA
Messenger RNA from Pangasianodon hypophthalmus (striped catfish), 5469 nucleotides. RefSeq names its product transmembrane protein 54a (gene tmem54a). The transcript is spliced from 6 exons. NCBI's taxonomy places the organism in Eukaryota, Metazoa, Chordata, Actinopteri, Siluriformes, Pangasiidae. The record is from RefSeq and is a predicted model, not a curated record. The coding region runs from base 146 to 874 and encodes 242 amino acids.